Merops nubicus (carmine bee-eater) is the source of this 4755-nucleotide messenger RNA. It is a transcript of the gene VWDE, whose product is annotated as von Willebrand factor D and EGF domains. Lineage: Eukaryota; Metazoa; Chordata; Aves; Coraciiformes; Meropidae. Gene Ontology annotation, cellular component: cell surface; extracellular region. The transcript is spliced from 22 exons. Gene Ontology annotation, biological process: anatomical structure development. The annotation marks the transcript as partial. Gene Ontology annotation, molecular function: calcium ion binding; signaling receptor binding. The record is from RefSeq and is a predicted model, not a curated record.
AUGAACAAAUGUGGGACACAAGCUCCAGUGUGGCUGUCGCUGAAGUCCGAGUCCCUGCCAGCUCCCGGUGAGAGCAAGUGGCUCACAGGCUGCGCUACUUGGCAAGUCUUCUUUGGGGGGCACAAGGACUGCUGCUUGUUCCGGAUACCCAUCUCCGUCAGGAACUGCGGCGAGUUCUUGGUGUACCUCCUGCAGCCUACCCAGGGCUGCAUGGGCUACUGCGCAGAAGACAGGCAGUCCCUGGCAGCCCCAGACGUCGCCCUUUCGGCGUGCCAGGUGGAGCUGCUGCGGGCGCCCUGCGCGGGAGGCAGCUGUGCGGCAGCCACGGUGACGGUGACAGCCGUGACGGACUUGGCGGGGGACGGGGACCGUGCCAGCCGCAUCAGGGCUGAGCCGCUGCCACGGGGGGAUUUGCUCUGGAGGGCUUACACACCCACGGACGUGAAGGUCACAGUUCGAGACCUCCCAACAGGGAACUGCUACUCUUUCACUGAUCCACACAUUAUCACAUUUGAUGGAUGGCGCUACGAUAACUACAAAAUCGGCACCUUCCUCUUGUGCCGGAGCGUGUCGCGGGCGUUUGAAGUGCACGUCCGGCAGUGGGAUUGUGGAGGCCGCCGUUCCCCCACCGCCUGCAAUUGUGGUGUAGCUGCCCGGGAAGGGGGUGACACUGUGGUGCUGGACACCUGCAACGGCCACUUUCGGGAGAGCAGACCCCAACUUACCAUUAAAAGCACGGAGGCAUCGCCACACGUCAAAAUCCUAAAGUCCUACGGAGGGAGGAAAAUAACAAUCCUGUUCCCUUCGGGAGCAUUUGUUCGAGCUGACGUGAGCGAGUGGGGAAUGGGUGUGACAGUGAGGACACCAGGCAGCGACUUCAACAACACCAGAGGUUUGUGCGGCCUCUUUGAUGGGAUCAGUCACAACGACCUGAGCCAUGUGUCUGAGGAAGACUUCAUAGAGGAGUGGAGAAUACCUCCAGGGAAGAGUUUAUUUGACAAGACUCCAGCACCUUCGGAGGGGAAGCAAAGGAAAAAUUACUGCAGAUGUCAGAAGGAGAGCACUAAGUCUACACCUGUGACAAAUAUGCUGAACGCCUUUCAGACUCCUUUCCCUCAGUCCUCUGGUUGCCAUUAUGAUCAUGUGGAUUACACCUCUGCAAUCCCAUAUCUAGAUGUUACGUCAGAGUUUGUCACUCACUCAGAAAGAGAGUCUACUUUAAGAAAAGAUGUGAAGCUCUUGACUAAGCCUUUUAAUCAAAGGUACCUGCCCAAACCAGUCCAAAAACGAGGUAGCCCUGAGGACCAGUUAAAAGCCCUUGCACACGCCGUUUCCAUGAAAAGCAACAGUUCCAUUAACUCAACCAAACCAACAAAAGACAUAAGGAGAGCAAGAAGGCAAGACGACUAUUAUGAAUACUCAUCCUUUCACCCAUUGCAUGGCCCAAGCCAAAGAGAUUCAGAGAGCUUUGCAUAUUUUUUCCCAGAGGAUUACUUUGAAGGGAUUCGGACAAAACUUCCACUGGCAUGGCCCACUCCCAGUGGCCUAACUGCUGUCAAAGCUCGAGAGAUUUGCCAACAAAUUCUUGCAAACUCCACCAUUGGCUCAGUGUGUAAAGAUCUCCUUGGGAAACUGAUGGACGAGGCAAUUGAUAUAUGCCUUUUAGAUCUACAGCUGAAGGAUGACGUGGCCUGGGUGAGGGCACUGACAGCCCUUUUGGAAAAUGAAUGUGAAAGAAGAGUACUAGGAAACAGAGUGUUUGAUGCAGGAGCUCACCCCUCUGCCACCCAGGAGGAGAUCCUCACCGCCCUCCGCUGUCCUGCCCUCUGCAACGGCAACGGGCAGUGCACAGCACUGGGCUGCCAGUGCUUUGAAGACCACAGCUCCUAUGACUGUAGCAUUGCCAAAAAGCAGGCUUUGGAAAUCACAGGCUUAGAGAACAGGGGCCUCUGCGACGUCCGUGCCUCUGACUGCACCAGGAUCCGGGUGUUUGGCCUUGGAUUCAAAAAGUCACCCAACCUACACUGCCAGGUCACCAGAUUAAUUCAUCUCAAUGGCAAAUGGAUAUCAAGAGAACAAGAAACCACCAAAGCAGAUUUUCUCAGCUCAGAAGCUGUUGACUGCCAGAUUCCUCCCCUGAACGUUACAGAGACGGAGGCUGUGCACUUUGCGGCCGGUGAUGAGCCAUUUGCAAGAUGGCAAGUGAAACUCACUAACGAUGGCUUCCAGUACAGUAACUCCAGAGUGCUGACCCUGUACGACGCGGUCUGCCAGGCCUGCCAGUUCCAUCCAACUGGACUUUGUAAAUUAAAGGAAAAUACUUGUAAUAUAGAUGGACUUUGCUACGGUGAAGGAGAGUCAAGCCCUACGAGUCCUUGUCUCCUCUGUGAACCUGACAUUUCCAAGUUUACCUGGUCUAUUAAUGAAAACAACCUGCCUCCUGUGUUCCAGGCCCCCUCCAGCCAGCUGCUGACGUUUUUUGGUGAGAAUUUUGUUUACCAGUUAACAGCAGUGGAUCCAGAAGGGUCAGCUGUGCUGUUCGUCCUAGAGGCUGGGCCACAGUACGCCAGGCUCUCUCCUGCUGGCCUCCUGCUCUGGAAAGUUGACUCAGAAGAAAUGCAGACCUUUGAAUUCUCUGUGUUGGAUGAAUGCAAUGCACAGAGCAGAUACUCUAUUGAGGUUGGAGUGAAGCCCUGCAGCUGCCUCAACGGUGGGACAUGUGUUACCAACAUUACAUUUCCUCCAGGCCUUGGUGAAUACCUGUGCUUAUGUCCAAAUGGAUUUGAUGGAGAAUUUUGCCAGGAAGACACUAACGCCUGCAAAUCCAACCCCUGUGGCAGCGGAACAUGCGUGGACAGUGUGGACAGCUACUUUUGUAAAUGUCCCCCUGGUCUGAGAGCUGUGCCUGCUGCUGACAUUACUAAAGCUCUAAGCGUUGAAAAAGGCAAUGGCAAAGGUGAUUUGAACAAGACUGAGGUUAAGCAGCCACUGCAUCCCUUAGAGGCAAAGGAUUCUCCUGUAAUUAAGAAUUUUAACAUGAGUUAUAAACAAGGCCAGGCAGCAGCACUGUCCCCUGUCCCCAGCUGUGCCAGCAGGCCCUGUUUCCCUGGAGCCCUCUGCUUUGAUCGGAAGCCCCCCUACAUUGGAUACGUCUGUGGCCGCUGCCCAGAGGGGUUUCUGGGGAAUGGUCGAACCUGUAUCAAAGUCCCCAGACCAGUUUCAAGAUCUUCCCAAAGCCAUGUGGACUUUGCUGGAAGAAAGAUUGAAGAUGUUAGAGGCUCUCAGCAGGAAGACAUUUUAAAGACAUCAAGAAGCACAUAUUCCGUUUUUUCCCAAACCCAAAUUCCAAGACAAGAAAAUACAUUCAUUUUGGAAAGAAAACCCACAGUCUUUAAUCCUCCACCCCUUACAAUAAAAAGGAAGAUUUCCCAAGCACAAAAACUUGAUAUGGAGCCAACAUCACCUGAGAAACAAUCUUUUCUUGAAAAAAGGAGUGAUAGAAACACUUUUCUUCUGCAUGAGGAGCCAGACCCCAGCGCUACAACUGUCAGUGUGACAGCCCAUGCCCCUCUCCAUUUCAAACAGUCCAAAGCAGGUACAACACCGACGGCUCCUUCCCAUCGCGACACAAACGCAAGCUCACUCUUGGCGAGGCCACAUGCUGUUCAGCAAACUCAUUCCAAGUAUUCUCCCAGGAAGUGGCCUGGUCAAGUUGCAGUCUUGAAGACUAAACCAUCCCAAGAUUUCCCCAGAGAGCAGCAGAGAGCAUCUCCUUUGGCAACACGCCUCACCUCCUCCUUCCAUUUAACAGGUUCUUCCCUUGAUACAGCUCCCCAGAGUGUCCCAGCAGGGUCUGCUCCCCAAGCAAAGCUUCCAGCACAGACCACACCAGCCAGAAAGGUUUACCACACAGCGAUGGAACAUGUGGAACUGCCAAAAGCUGGCAGGAGAACUCAUCAGACAGUCACUUGUGCUAACAUGCCGUGUUUUCCUGGUGUGCGGUGCGAGCUGGCUGGAGAUGGAGGAUUUAAAUGUGGGCCUUGUCCAACUGGAUACAGCGGUGAUGGAAUUACAUGUGAAGUGAGGUGUGAUCCACCAUGUGAGCAUGGAGGAACUUGUCUGUCUCAAAAUACUUGUUCUUGUCCUUAUGGAUUUGUUGGUCCUCGAUGUGAAACAAUGGUGUGUAACAGACACUGUCACAACGGUGGGGUCUGUGUGUCCCCAGAUGAGUGCAAAUGCAGAAAUGGAUGGAGCAGCCCUUCCUGUGAAACAGCUGUGUGCAAUCCCGUGUGCUUGAAUGGAGGAGUCUGUGUACGGCCAAAUAUGUGUACAUGUCCUUCUGGUUUCUAUGGGCCACAGUGCCAGAGAGCUGUUUGCAUCCCCCCUUGUAAGAACGGUGGUCACUGUGUUCGAACCAACGUGUGCUCCUGUACCGAGGGCUACACUGGAAGGAGGUGUCAGAAAAGUGUCUGUGAUCCCACGUGCAUGAACGGAGGGAAAUGUGUGCGCCCAAACGUCUGUGACUGCCCAUCUGGGUGGAGGGGAAAGCAGUGUAACAAACCUGUCUGCCUGCAGAAGUGUCUGAAUGGUGGAGAAUGCAUAGGCCCAAACAUCUGUGAGUGCUCUGGAGGAUGGCUCGGAGCCCUGUGCCAGACCCCACUCUGUGAGCAAAAAUGUCUAUUUGGAAGCAGAUGCAUAAGACCAAAUGUCUGUGCUUGCAGAAAUGGCUAUACUGGGUCAGCAUGUGAAAAGAAG